AUGCAGCUUCCGCCACACCCGCUGUAUUCUCUUCAGCUCACGCCGCACUUCGACGCGCAUGGUGCCAGUAGCCUUACGGUGCUCCUGAGACUGCAGUUACCGGCGAUCAAGGCUGGAGAUGCCGUCUUCUUCUUCGACACUUUCUAUGGAAACGUCCCCGGGCAUCCCUUCCAAGAAAAUGAUAUCGUCGCGACGGACGACCACGGCCCCCUCGGCGUCCGGUUCCACAAUGUUCCCUCUCGUGGCCGUGACGAAAAGCAACAUUGGUCGUUCAGCCGAGAGACCCGGGGCGACAUUAUGCUUCAGUACGAUGUCUUCCCACGAAAAGUAGACGUCAAGACCCCUCUGGGCGCGCGUAUCGAUCUGCGCCGUGACCAAGGCGGACUGCACGGCGCUGGCAGCUGGUUUUUGCCGCAGCUCAUCUCCGACCAAGUCUUCACCAUCGUCGUCAAAUGGAAUGUGCCAGCCGACGCGCCAAAGUCUACGAGAUGCGUCUGGAGCUACGGGGAGGGAACCAAGCCAAUCGUCCGCGUCGAUCGCUCUCAGCUCGUCCGGGACACCGUCUACAUGGUCGGCCCCGUUCAAAGCUAUCCCAAGGUGUCGCCCGGGAACGACGGGGAGUUCUCCGCGUGCUACUGGUUCGGCAGCCUUCCCCCGAAUCUCGACCGAUUGAAGGGGUACAACACCGUCCUGUUCCCGAAAAUGGCCGCUUUUUUCGAGUCGUCGGGCAAGCCGUAUCGCAUGUUUAUGCGAAAAUCCGUCGUCGGUUUUGGCGGCACCGGCUUCGACGCAAGUUACAUGCUGGAAUACGAUGAUACAAGCAGCGACGUGACAGACGAUGCCCUCAUUCAGCUUUUUACGCACGAAAUGGUCCACAGCUUUGCCGUCAUAGACCCAGAAGAGGACGGGAGUGAAAACGAAUGGUUCAUUGAAGGAAUCGCCGAGUUGUAUUCCUCGUACUUGCCUUACCGCUUCGGCUUCCGGGGUAAGGAUUUCUUAAUCAAAACCAUCAACAGUCACCUGCAAGGCUACUUCACCAACCCACGGAUCAAGAUGGAUAUCCGGGAUGCGGCCAAAAUCAUGUUUAACGACUGGUAUGCCGAGUGGAUCUCCUACAAGCGCGGCUGCGCGUACCUCCUCUUCGUCGAUCUCUACCUGCGGAGACUCAGCCGUUCGUACGACUUCGCUGCGGCCGGGCCGCUUGACUCCAUCAUCACUGGUCUGGCGAAAAGAAACAAGCAAGGCGAGGCUGUGUGUGCCCGCGACUGGCUCGAGAGCUUGAAGAAGGCUCUGGGCAACGACAAGUUUCCCGUUGAGGAGCAUUUCGAGGACAUGCUUCGUGGGCGUCACGUUCUUGACUUCGACGGUCUCUUCUUGGGCGAGCCCUCCAACAGACUGAAAUCCACACAGCUCCCAAUUUUGCAGUUCGGUUUCGAGAAACGAAGUCUCAACUCUCGUUUCAUCGCCGGCUUAGACCCAGAAUCACCAGCCGCUAGAGCAGGCUUAUGGGAAGGGGCUCCCAUUGUCAGCACAUCGCGAUCCAGUGAUUGCAUCGAAGACGUUCAUAAGGCUUAUAGGGUGGUUGUUCGAGACGGAGACCAGACUCGUCUUAUCGAGUAUCUCCCUCGCACGAAAAACACGGCACCGGCCUGGCAAUUGGAAAGUUAG
This is a messenger RNA of Colletotrichum higginsianum IMI 349063, 1668 nucleotides long. RefSeq names its product Peptidase m61 domain-containing protein. The transcript has 2 exons. The coding region runs from base 1 to 1668 and encodes 555 amino acids. The record is from RefSeq and is a predicted model, not a curated record. Lineage: Eukaryota; Fungi; Ascomycota; Sordariomycetes; Glomerellales; Glomerellaceae.